Molecule: messenger RNA, 261 nt
Organism: Acaulospora colombiana
Lineage: Eukaryota; Fungi; Glomeromycota; Glomeromycetes; Diversisporales; Acaulosporaceae
Source: the annotation of a GenBank genome assembly
AUGCAAGACCCUACGAAGCAGUUAGAACCCACCAAUUCUGAGGAUCAGUCAAAUGCAAGUGGGGAUGUCGAUGAGUCAACAUCACAAAGUUUAGCUCGGUUGUAUCAAAAAGCGAGUCGUGCGGGAGCGCGUGUAAUAAAGGCUAAUCAAGAAGAAUUUUUAUGUUGGUAUCAGUAUGCAGAAGGAUUCGAAAAUAGGGUUAUAGAGAUUAGAUCUAAAGAUAGAGCAGUUACUGAUCCAGCAGCUAGGAGUCGAGUAUAA